This is a messenger RNA of Microthlaspi erraticum, 1062 nucleotides long. The record is from the annotation of a GenBank genome assembly. Lineage: Eukaryota; Viridiplantae; Streptophyta; Magnoliopsida; Brassicales; Brassicaceae.
AUGCAGAGGAUCGUCGACCACGCUCUCGCUGUCACAAAAGAGUCAGUGAAAACUCUGACUUUCGAGUUUCUGAACAGCUUUGCAAGAUUCAUAAAUGGAGUUUCUGCACUUCUCUUGACUCUUAUCCCUGGAAAGGCCAAUGUUCUUGAAGGUCUUCACGGCUGGGAACUAAGGCCUACGUUACGUGGACCUCGUUUACCUCGGUGGAUGCAUAAUGGAGUCUCGUCUUUCAACCAAUUCAUUCAUGAGCUCUCUGUGGAUUCUGAUACUUCAAGCUUGGAGUAUUCCUCUGAAGAAGAUAGCAAUGGCAUGUCGACGCCUCCAUCAUCACCGUUGUCUCAAGGCUCACUCCGCGCUUGGGCUACUCUUCCUGCAAACUACGAGAGCCACUGGACAGAGUGGGUAACCUCCAUACUCUGGUUGGUUUUAAUACCAUCCCGGGUCCUUCUAUGGGUACUCUUAAGUCUUUUUGGUAGACAAAACUCGCCUACGAGCCCUAGAACUAGGUACAAGCAUUCUUCAAGGCCUUAUUUUAGCAAACUGAUCCCAGGGAAAGGGCAUCAUGUCCCUAACCGAACUACUGAUAGACGACGCGGAGUCAUUGAGGAUCUUCAGGUGAAUAUCGAGAUCUAUAUAGAAACAGUGUUUGGCUUCUUUCACAAGGCUGCACAUCUUCUUCUUUCUCCAUCAGAAACCUUUGGAAUAUUCUUGUCAUGCUUCUCUUCCUCCGGUCACAAAGGAAACUAUGGUUACUUUUGGGAUGAUGAAGUUGUGCAGACCGCCAUUCUAGGAGAUGACGAUCCAUCCCUUACAGAAGAAAGAACCACAACUGGCUUGUACAAUACUGAUACUCGAACCUGUCAAGAUGUCAUAACAGAGCUUGGGUAUCCAUAUGAAGCUAUUCGUGUUGUUACAUCUGAUGGAUAUGGUCUUCUCUUGGAAAGGAUACCAAGACGAGAUGCGAGGAAAGCUGUUUUCUUGCAGCAUGGUGCUUUGGAUUCUUCAAUGGGAUGGGUAUCUAAUGGAGUUGUUGGAUCUCCUGCUUUUGCUGCUUAUGACUAA